Molecule: messenger RNA, 402 nt
Organism: Aspergillus terreus NIH2624
Lineage: Eukaryota; Fungi; Ascomycota; Eurotiomycetes; Eurotiales; Aspergillaceae
Product: Zn(II)2Cys6 transcription factor domain-containing protein
Exons: 1
Coding region: 1-402 (133 amino acids)
Biological process (GO): regulation of DNA-templated transcription
Molecular function (GO): zinc ion binding; DNA-binding transcription factor activity, RNA polymerase II-specific
Source: RefSeq, a predicted model, not a curated record
AUGUCAACGGAUACUGGAGCCGAGGUCAUAUCUACAACGAACCGUGGACAUCAGGCACCAAAGGCGGCGUGUGAUGAGUGCCGACGCCGGAAGCUACGGUGCGAUGGUAAGAAACCACAAUGCAGCGUUUGUCUGGACACUGGUGCUGUAUGUGAAACAACUCAGCGUGGCGUCAGAGGGCCCAAAAAAGGCCACUUGAGGGCCCUUAAGAGCCAUAUUGUGCAGCUGGAGGCAAUGCUAGAGGCUCGGCCCUCGCUCCCUCGAGAAGAACUCCAGGGGACUACAGGAAAUUAUGAUGAUGGGGAUUUCACCUCGCCUGGUGCGACAGGAAGAGCCUUCGUGUCCAUACGCCCGGUAGACCAGCGUGUUCCUCUUUCGCCGAUAUUACACGUCGAACUGUAA